This is a messenger RNA of Siniperca chuatsi (mandarin fish), 2379 nucleotides long. Its product is annotated as protein only RNase P catalytic subunit. The transcript is spliced from 10 exons. The record is from RefSeq and is a predicted model, not a curated record. The coding region runs from base 448 to 2307 and encodes 619 amino acids. Gene Ontology annotation, molecular function: ribonuclease P activity; protein binding. NCBI's taxonomy places the organism in Eukaryota, Metazoa, Chordata, Actinopteri, Centrarchiformes, Sinipercidae. Gene Ontology annotation, biological process: tRNA 5'-leader removal; mitochondrial tRNA 5'-end processing. Gene Ontology annotation, cellular component: mitochondrion; mitochondrial ribonuclease P complex.
CUCACCAACGGAGCUGUCGAGCAUUGAUGACGUCAGGAUGUGCGACUAGAGUCAUGCCCACAGUUGUGUUUAUCCAUGAAGUUAUGUAGAAAGAAAGAAGCUGUUUUAGUUAUUUAAUUUGAAUAUGGAAGGGAAGUGUGAGUCGUAUUUAAAUGGUUAUAAUGAGCUAUAGAGCCAACGAGAGAGUGAUAGUUAUCUUUAAGUAACUGCUAGCAUUUGGAAAUAGCAAUGUUAGCUGGCUAGUCUCAUUUCCAGGUCAUUGAUUUAUUCAACCAACAGCAUGUGAUAGUUUUGCGGUCAGUUGGUUUGGGAAAUAAGUGUUUCGACAGUUUGUAUAUGGCAUGUAAGUUAAGGAUUAUAGCUGAUUUAUAACGUAAGUGAAUGUGAAGUUUAGUGAUAAAUAAUCUACAUUAAGUUCUCACAAGACCGGAGGUUAAACAUCCUAACAUGGGCUCCAUUUUAAUAUUAAAAGUCAGAAUAUGCCUGAAACCCUUAAAGCCUUUCUUUCACCAGGGAAGUUCAGCUUUCUUUACACUAAAUACUUCUCUGUGCAAGUCACCUCAGCUGCCUCUCUCUGCACGCUUUCUGUGCACCAGAGACACUAACUCCAACCCAGGUGGCAGACAGACAGACAGAAGGAACAGUGGACAUGGGGGAGUCAAAAAUGGCACCAUCAGACGUAGGGAAGAGGAGUUGUGGGAUGAUGCUGUGAAGGGAAGAGGUAAGGGCUCCACUCUUCGGCAGAAGCCUUUCUUCCCCAAAUCUGUGUUUGCUGCUGGGACGGCAAAGUGGACGACAGAGAUACUGAAGAGUAAAACAGCUCUGGGCAUUCAGGAUGAAGAGGAGCCUGAAGGGAGGACAACUAGAAGAGCAGGGAAGGUGCAGCCUCCUGAGCGGCCGCUCUCUGCUGCUGAGUGGAGGAAGCUGAAGGAGUCUCUGGGAAAUUCGCAACGCUUUGACAUCCAGAUGAUGUGUGCGCUGUUCGCCUCCGGGGCAGAGCUGGAUAUCGCCAAGUCUCUGCUGACUUUUGUAGCCAUGGAAACAGGGACGCUGUCUUAUGAGCUGUUACUACGGUACCUGACGCUGUGUGUGAGCGGCGGCCACGACGGCGAGGUGUUUGAUGUCUAUGACAUUAUGCAGGGGAGUUUCCCUUCUCUGGAUACGGGCGCCUCCAGCCUCUUUAUCAAGUCAUUCAGCCGGACGGCGAGGUGGAGGGAGGCUGUCAGCAUCCUGCACGAGGUUAAGAAGGUCUUCACCCCAUCACCGCGCAACUAUGGUUAUGUCAUCUCAGCAGCGAUGUUACACGGUGACACGACCACUGCCUGGACUCUUUACGAUGAAUUGAUUGAAAAGGGACUGAGGCCACACCAGGAGACCUGGGACGCUAUGUUUAAGGGAGUGAGGGAGACAAAUGCGGCAGAGGCCAUGUCUCAGUCUGAGCACCACGAGAGGCUGCUGGGGAUUCUGCUCUACAUGAGGAACAACCAGAUCUACCCCCAACACAGGCUCGCCAGCAGCAUCAAGACCUGGUUUGAGAGCGUCACAGGGCAGAAAUGGACCGGAAGUUGGACCAGUGUCACCCCAAAGGGUGUGUGUAGGAGUUGUGGUUCUGAGUUAGAGUCCAUCCAGCUGACUGCUGAGGAGUACCGACAGCUGAAAGACAGAGUGAUGACUGACAUCAUUCAGGGAAGAGAUGUUUUUAUCAAGACUACGCCGGAGGAGUUGGAGAGGUUCAAGGCGUUUGUGAAGAGGAAGCCAGCUUUUGAUGUGGUCGUAGAUGGACUCAAUGUAGCAAAUUUCAACAAGGAAAAAAGCAAGCAGUCAGAGACGUUGUUGGCGGUGGUGUCGGAGCUGGAGCGUCAGGGCCUGACUGUUCUGGUGUUGGGGAGGAAACACAUGCUGCGGCCCUCCAGAUCCUGGGAGAGACACAACAUGGACCAUAUUCGACAGAAAGCUCAUUGCUUCUUCACUGAAAACAUUUCGGAGGAUGACCCCUUCUUGCUGUAUGCCACUUUGCAUUCUGGGAACCACUGUCAGUUUGUGAGUAGGGACCUGAUGAGGGACCACAAGGCCUGCCUGCCAGAUGGAGCCACCAGACGGCUCUUCUUCAAAUGGCAGAGAGGCCACCAGCUGGUAGUGGAUGGAAACCUCGCAGCAGGCAGGAGAGUCCGAUUUCAGAGUAUUCCCAGCUAUGACACCAUUGUCCAGACUUCAGCGGACUUGUGGCACGUUCCCUAUGACGACACAGAGGACAGGAGCACCUAUGAAGUACCACAACGAUGGCUCUGCCUCAGCAAAACGCACUGAACACACACAUUCAUAACUCAUAUGCUUUGAUUAUAACUGUGGACUUGUAAAUAAAACAUUUACCACAAAUAA